Molecule: messenger RNA, 1881 nt
Organism: Morchella sextelata
Lineage: Eukaryota; Fungi; Ascomycota; Pezizomycetes; Pezizales; Morchellaceae
Exons: 4
Coding region: 1-1881 (626 amino acids)
Biological process (GO): regulation of DNA-templated transcription; DNA-templated transcription
Cellular component (GO): nucleus
Molecular function (GO): transcription cis-regulatory region binding; DNA-binding transcription factor activity, RNA polymerase II-specific; zinc ion binding
Source: RefSeq, a predicted model, not a curated record
AUGUCUUCAACCACACCAUCAAUCAUUAGCGACGGCGACACCGGCGGGAAAGAGAAGACCGCCCGGAGAAGCACUACGAGAUCAGCAAACACCGGCGGCCAGGUGAAGCAGCAGGUAUCCAAGCAGCUGGAAUCCAUGCGGGAGAAGCUAGAGCUCAGGCCGGCGCAUUGGCAGUCCUCUAUUGAUGGAGAGAAAACUAUAAGCACUCCAAGUGAAACUCAGGCAGAUACACUCGCGCCUAUAUUUCCAGUUUUAGAUAGUUCUCUUCUUCCAGCGAGGGUAGCAGAUGUUGAUAUUGCACUUGAGUGGAUGAUAGAACUUUUUCAUGAAUACCAUGCAAACUAUCAUCCGCACUUACCUAUAAUCAACCCCACGAUCCCAAUAGAGACGAUAUACACCGAGUCUCCUCUCCUCUUCAAAACGAUUCUCUUCAUCGUAACCCGGCACAAUGCCCAUUCAAUGUCUAGGGAUUUCCACAAACAGCUUGUAGAUCCGAUACGAAAAUCCAUUGCUGAUUUAUCAAUAAACCCAAAUAAUUCGGCUCUCGAUAUGGGUAUCCAAGCUCUCCUUCUCCUUGGUUCAUGGCCACUCCCAUUCGGCAAGCAGAGUGACGAUGGAAGCUGGCUAUAUUGUGGUAUUGCCACACAUCUUGCUAUGCAGAAUGGGUUCCACAGGCCCGGCUUUGCCCAAGAGUUCCGGGAGAAAUGUUUCUCUCGAGAUGAUCUAAAAGUUAGAACCGUGAGCUGGAUAGCCUGUUUCCUUAUCAAUUUCUCACUCUCUCUCAAGCUUGGCGUACCCUGUACAAUCACUCCGGACUUCACGAUUCGAAAUCCAUCCGUCGAGCUGCCUCCAAAGCUGAAGCACCAUCUAAUGAUUGCCACCGCCUGCUCUAAUUUCAUUCCAGCACUUUCCAAUAACCCCUUCAGUGCCACGGGUCUCAUUGAGCCCUCCUCCCGCUGGUCCCUUGUGCAGCUUUUUGACAGCGAGCUUGAAGCUCUCCUCACCUCAAACCCUUCAUUCCCUGAGAGCGAGAUCCUUCUGCUUACAAAUCGACUGCACAUCCAGACUUUUGUCAUGCAUGAGGAUAUCCAAUCUACCGUAGGGUCUUUGGAGACCUCAGGCGUAAUGAUCAAAGCUUUCCGCACUGCUGUAAAGCUUAUCACAGUCAUUUCCAGUGAGCGUAAGAAGGGAGUCUUACAAUAUUACCCAACCUAUAUCAAUCGCUCGCUGGUGUUCGCGUCCUUGUGGCUGCUGAAAUUAAUAGCAUUCUCACAUACUCGCGAGCCGUCACCACUACUGGAUACGCAGGCGAUCGAGACCGCGGAGAACCACAUAAGGGAAGCGUUCACGCUACUAGAGGGAUUCUCGGUGGUGGAUGAAGAUGAAUCAAUGAGAGCUGCAAAAUUUGUAGAGAUAAUUGGGGGGGGUGGAAAGAGUGCUAACGGGUGGUGGGGGAAGUCGGUGAGGAUGAGGAGCCGCAUGGGGUCCGGCCUGUAUUAUGACGCCAUCUGGGAAAAGAAGGAGAUUGAGAGAGCGGAGUUGAAGUCAGUUGGUACGGCAGAGGGUGAACAUGGAAAUGGUAGUGGUAGUCGUGAUGGUGAUGGUGAGAAUGGUGAGAAUACUAGUGCUAGCACUGGCCGAUCACCUUUCUGCAACUUCAACAUCAGUACUGACAAUGAGGCUGCAGAGGUACAAAACAACAGAGAUAUUCCGACGGUGGAGGUACAUCCACCUGAAGGAGCAACGUGGAAUUGGGCAGACUUGGAUGCGGUGCCAAUUGAUCAAAGCUUUUGGGGUAUGCUUGGUGAUCGUGAUGGAUUUGUGUCGUGGGAUAACCCAUGGGAUAUCUUUGGUUUAAAUCCUCCACCGAUAGAAAGCUGA